Suillus discolor is the source of this 903-nucleotide messenger RNA. RefSeq lists its product as uncharacterized. The transcript has 3 exons. The record is from RefSeq and is a predicted model, not a curated record. Lineage: Eukaryota; Fungi; Basidiomycota; Agaricomycetes; Boletales; Suillaceae. Bases 1 to 903 code for a protein of 300 amino acids.
AUGGCUAUCACAAAUUCAAUCCACUAUCCUUUGCCUUCUGUACACCCGUUGCACUGGCGGGACCACCUUGUCCAUCCAAAACCCAAAUGUUUUCCCGAUCCAACCACAAUAGGCUUUUUAGACACAUUGCAGCAGCCUCUCCACAUCUCAGCUGCAGGUCCAGUAGUGGGUGACGGGGUGGUAUUCAAUCUGUUUCCCCACAUCCUGGCUGCAGGUCCAGUAGCAAGUGAUGUGGUGGAAUUCAACCCAUCUUUUCUCAUCAACUCUGAGCCAACAUCGGCCGCACCCAGCAUAUCCACCCUCACCCAUCCACCUAAUCAUGCUGAUGAUGUUACUCAACACUUGGUCAUCACUUCCUCCCACCACCGCCUCCAGGAAUCCAGGGGGGCAUCUUGUUUGUCAUGCCAGGGCACCAGACUCGCCAAAACCAAAAGCUCUGCAACCACAAGCUCAAGCACGCUGACAAUGGAAUUGAGGCUCAUCCCAUACGGCAUUCCAGGGUUUUUGUGCAAGUGCAAAGAAUUAAUCAAAGUAGAUGCCUUUUGCCAAAUGUUACUACCCUCGCCCGAUUCUUUAUGUCGAAUGGUGAAGUCUUCAUGGGACAUCCUGACUAGAUCCCUGACUGAUGAUCAGAUCUUGAAGCUCAAGCCCAUCCUUAUAGAGAUACUUGACAAUGUGAAGUUGGUGGUUGAGGGAGUCAUCGUCAACAUUGCCUUUGCAAACCCUGCGAUCCUCACGACAAUGUCAUACUUGUUACAUGACAGCGAACACCAAUAUCACUGGUAUAUCAGGGAUAAUCUCAAUGUCAAGCUGUUUUUUGCAAUCAUGGCUACUUUCUGCCAGUGGGCACUAGAAGAACGCAGUACGAAAGACAUAUUGCAAGCGUGUUUAUACCUGAACUAA